GCUAUUUCUCAUCACCCCCUCCACACUAACAAAAGCUUAUAUAUCUGAAAAUUUAAACAAAAUUUCAGAUAUGGCUUCAAGAAUUAUAGCCUCCACCGCAUUUCUCGUCUCCCUCAAUCUUCUCUUCUUCACUUUGGUUAGCUCUGCCUAUUAUCCACCAUCACCAUCCGAGUCAAAAGACUAUACACCCGACUACACUAGUAAUCCAACAUCAGCAACACCAGAGCCAAAAGAAUACACACCAGACUACACUAGUAAUCCAACAUCAGCAACACCAAAACAAAAGGAAUACACACCUGACUACACUAUUAAUCCAAAAUCAGCAAUACCAGAGCAAAAAGAAUAUGCACCUGACUACGCUAAGAAUCCAACAUCAGCAACACCAGAGCAAAAAAAAUAUGCAUCUGACUACACUAAAAAUCCAACAACAGCAACACCAGAGAAAAAAGAGUAUGCACCUGACUACGCUAAGAAUCCAACAUCAGCAACAUCAGAACAAAAAGAAUAUGCACCUGACUACACCACCAACCCAUCAUCAGAAACACCAGAGCAAAAAGAAUAUGCACCUGACUACACCACCAACCCAUCAUCAGAAACACCAGUGCAAAACGAAUAUGCACCCGACAACACCAACAACCCAUUAUCAGCAACACCCGAGCCAAUCAAUUAUGCACCUGACUACACUAGCAACCCAUCAUCAACAUCAUCAGAGCCAAUCAAUUAUGCACCUGACUACUCUUCCCACCCAUACGCUAAACCUGCUAAAUGCCCAAAAGAUACCCUCAAAUUAGGUGUAUGCGUCAGCUUAUUAAAAGAUUUAUUGGGUGUUACAAUUGGUACCCCACCACAUGCUCCUUGUUGCAGCCUCAUUGGUGAUCUUGUUGAUCUUGAAGCUGCCGUUUGCCUUUGUACUACCAUCAAAGCUAGUCUCUUGGGCAUCAACUUGAAUCUUCCAGUUAACCUCUCUUUGCUGCUCAACUACUGUGGCAAACAAGUGCCAGAAGGAUUUCAGUGUGCAUGAAUUGAUUAAUUUUUAUUUUCUCCGAACUCUGUUUGCUAGUUGUACUGUAAACGUUUUUUCCAUCUCAUUUUUAUGUUGUUUUCUUUGGUAGACUCGAGCUUUUUAUCUAUGUCCGCUCUAAAAGUACAAGAUCUUACUCAUUUGAAUUGUACUGCUUUUAAUUUAUGAAGUAAUUCUAUUUUUUGAAAAAAUAUUUAUAUUUUCAA
Mercurialis annua (annual mercury) is the source of this 1227-nucleotide messenger RNA. RefSeq names its product 36.4 kDa proline-rich protein-like. Lineage: Eukaryota; Viridiplantae; Streptophyta; Magnoliopsida; Malpighiales; Euphorbiaceae. The record is from RefSeq and is a predicted model, not a curated record. Bases 71 to 1021 code for a protein of 316 amino acids. The transcript has a single exon.